GGGUAGGGAGUCCCUGAAACAUUGAGCUUCUGGGAGCUGCACGGCAGGUGGGAGGACUCAGAGCCCACCCCAGACUGUGUGUGUGUGUGUGGGGGGGGGGAGUGUUGAUGAAUUUGGGGCGAUUCAGCUAUGGAAUUUUGGGGUGAUCCCUCCUUCCCCCCCCAGAACAACCCGAAGAUCAAGGACAUCCUGGCCAAGUCCAAGGGGCAGCCCAAGAAGCGGCUGACCCACGUCUACGACCUCUGCAAAGGGAAGAACAUCUGCGAGGGCGGCGAGGAGAUGGACCACAAGUUCGGCGUCGAGCAGCCCGAGGGCGACGAUGAGCCCGGCCGGGAGAAGGGUCAUGGUAGCUGUGGGUGCUAUCAGCCGCUGUACUGACACCAUUAAUAACCCCAUUAAUUAAUCUAUUAACAACCUUUCCAGGGGCACAGUGGCUGCAGGCACUACCAGCCCCGUUACUGACGCCAUUAAUUAAUGACCUUAUUAAUAUCUUGUAGGGGCACAGUGGCUGCAGGUGCUACUGAUCCCAUUAGUGACCCCAUUAAUUAAUGACCCUAUUAAUGGCCUUUUUAGGGCNGA
Molecule: messenger RNA, 579 nt
Organism: Numida meleagris (helmeted guineafowl)
Lineage: Eukaryota; Metazoa; Chordata; Aves; Galliformes; Numididae
Product: DNA-directed RNA polymerase II subunit RPB1-like
Exons: 2
Coding region: 130-378 (82 amino acids)
Source: RefSeq, a predicted model, not a curated record